Molecule: messenger RNA, 1758 nt
Organism: Prinia subflava (tawny-flanked prinia)
Lineage: Eukaryota; Metazoa; Chordata; Aves; Passeriformes; Cisticolidae
Gene: MEOX2
Product: mesenchyme homeobox 2
Exons: 3
Coding region: 359-1267 (302 amino acids)
Biological process (GO): positive regulation of transcription by RNA polymerase II; somite development
Cellular component (GO): nucleus
Molecular function (GO): RNA polymerase II cis-regulatory region sequence-specific DNA binding; DNA-binding transcription factor activity, RNA polymerase II-specific
Source: RefSeq, a predicted model, not a curated record
CUGAGCCAGCCCCCAGCUCACAUUACACACUACUGUAUUUAUAACCUCUCGAAGCUGUUUCCCCCUUCAAGCAGUUCUCUGGGACCACCUUCUAUUGGCUUCAACCUCUCCCACUUCUUUGACAUCUGAGCAGCUCUGAGAACGGCUCAUCUAGGUCCGAGUGUUUAUGCAGCGGAGACUGGCCACUAGGGCUAAAGACCUGGAUUAUUUGAGCUCAGCUGCCUGCUGCAGAGUCUGUCGGUGCCGUUUUGGAAAAAAAAAAUCCCAGCCCCGAUCUGUUUACUGUGAAAGUUGACAAAGGGUGGUGAAGUUGGAUCUUUCCUAAACUCUCCUGCCUGGAACCUGAGACUUGCAUGCCAUGGAUCACACACUCUUUGGCUGCCUGCGCAGCCCCCAUGCCACUGCGCAGAGCUUGCACCCUUUCUCCCAGUCUUCUCUUGCCCUGCAUGGAAGAUCUGACCACAUGUCCUACCCUGAUCUGUCUUCUUCUUCUUCCUCUUGCAUAAUAGCGGGAUACCCCAAUGAGGAGGGCAUGUUUGCCAGCCAACAUCAUAGGGGGCACCAUCACCAUCACCAUCACCACCACCACCAUCACCAGCAACAGCAGCACCAGGCUUUGCAGACGAACUGGCACAUUCCUCAGAUGUCGUCUCCUCCCGCCGCGGCCAGGCACAGCCUCUGCCUUCAGCCUGACUCAGGAGGACCCCCGGAGCUGGGCAGCAGCCCCCCUGUCCUGUGUUCGAACUCUUCCAGCCUGGGCACCAACACCCCCACGGGGGCAGCGUGUGCGCCAGGGGACUAUGGCAGGCAGGCUCUGUCCCCGGUGGAAACAGAGAAGAGGUCCGGCAAAAGGAAAAGCGACAGCUCAGAUUCCCAAGAAGGAAACUACAAGACAGAGGUCAACAGUAAACCCAGGAAGGAAAGGACAGCUUUCACCAAGGAGCAAAUCAGAGAGCUAGAAGCAGAAUUCGCUCACCAUAACUAUUUGACCAGGCUGAGACGAUAUGAGAUAGCAGUAAACCUUGACCUCACUGAAAGACAGGUAAAAGUUUGGUUCCAGAACAGACGGAUGAAGUGGAAGCGUGUAAAAGGGGGCCAGCAAGGGGCAGCAGCCCGGGAGAAGGAACUGGUGAACGUGAAAAAGGGCACGCUGCUCCCCUCGGAGCUGUCCGGCAUCGGCGCCGCCGGGCUCCAGCACACCGGGGACUCACUAGCCAACGACGACAGCCACGACAGCGACCACAGCUCUGAGCACGCACACUUAUGAUACACACAGAGUGUCCCAGCCCCCUUCUCAGGAAAGAUGCUUUGCUGGCAAGCCUUACACAGGCAUCGUUUACUUAUGCAAGUGACUCUGGCAGUGAUCUUUAAAGUUGUUAUGGAAAAUUCAGGCUUAUUGUGUCUGCUUUUUUCAAUUCUUAGAUGGUUUACAGUAAGUGCCAUGUCUUAAAGGUGCCUCAAGAGUGGAGAAGCGGAAGACAAACUUACUUUGAACAUUCCAGAUUUGUUUGUCGUUUUUUAUGACAGCGGGCAGGUAUUUUUGCUUAAGCUUGCACUGAAAAUUACAUUGCUCUCAAAAGACGUUAUAUUCUGAAAACCACAGUGCCACAAAAUCACUAUCUAGUGGAUAAGAAAUGUAUUUUAACUCUGUAUAUAUUUACCUUACAGCAUUUUCCUGUCUUCACUAAUUUUUAGCAAUGCAUUCAUAUUAGCUGAUGGCAAUAGUCACUCAUGACAAUAAAUGGCUUUCUGUCUCUA